AUGCGGCCACCGCCAACUGGCCAUAUGGUCAUCAACAUGAAGACAACGAUCACCACACAUGGAGCGCAUAAUGGUGUAAUUGUUCAUGCUGGUGUUCAGUCAGGAUCAGGAGGGAACUCUCAAGGCCAAGGUCCACAAUGGUAUGUACCAUCACAAUUCCCACAAAUAGAAACACCAAGUGGUUCGAGAAUGCAUACAAUGGGACCGGGAACAAGUCAAGAGAAUAUAACAACAAGUUGGCCAGCACUUCACAUCAGCACCGCCACCUCACCCCAACCACAACCCGACACACAACAACAACAACAACAACAACAACGGCAAUCGCGUCAGGAUCGCUCACCUCAGGCUCCUCCUCCUCCUCCUCCUAGGCGUUCCCCAUCGCAAUCACCCGUCUACACUUUCAACGGACGAGAUUCGCCACCGGAUGAGUUCAUUCAACCGACGAAAGUCACUUUAAAUAUAUUUAAUUCGGAAAGAUCGGACCCAAUACCGAUUGAGACAAGCCUCCGCAGAUCGAAUACUACUGAGAACGCUGAUGCGCUUAUCAAUGAUACCGUAACCACAACAACCACUGUGGAAGUGUUUCGAACUCCGUUGGAUCCAGCUCAUCCGGAAAGAGUUGUGGCUUUGCCACCGCCUCCAGUUCCCAGCAUAGACGAUCGGCCGCAGUUGCUUAGGGUGAAUGGGCCAGGUUACGAGAAAUGGGUCAGCCAAAGGACUGAAACGUUGAUCAAUGACCGGCCACUGCAAACACCUGCACAGCAUGCUAAAGCGGUUCAGUGGAAGGAGAAGUUAGUCGAUGGCGGUCCUAGUGGCGGAAAGAAAGUCACUUUGUUUGAUCCAUACUCGGGUCCGCGAUCUCCGUUCGCAAAUGCUACUACGGUACCGCAUCCGCCGUCCUCACAUCAGUACCAGCUUCCUGUUGUGAAUUCGUUCGACGAGAGAAUAUUACCACGUACCACGCCGAGUAAACCUCCAUAUACUGUACAGUCACCAACCGAAUUUUCACAGGUCUCACAUCCGGUUAUCACGAGUUCGCAAGAGGACCUCACUAGGCCACCAUUCCCGAAAAGUCCUAUUCCACCAGCACCAACAAGCGGUUAUCCAGGACUCGUCUCACAUCCAGCGAUUCCGGACCCAACGUUGGACUACCCAAGAUCACCCAUCGAAACACCCAUUCUACAACCAUCGGUUUCUAACGGUUAUGAACAAGUCCGACGGACAGUCCCACUUCCUCAUCCACCAAAACAGAACUAUUCGGACUUUUCCCUAAGAAAAAGUCAGACCAGUCCACUGUAUGUUGAACCAAAUCGUGUCAGGACCGUGAAAUCAACCGAGCCAUCGCCAAGCGAUCAAUAUCGGUCCAUUGAACCACCUGAGAGGUAUCGUUCCACCCGACGUUCACAAAGUUCGCAUCGGCGACGACGCGAUCAUCAUCGCGACGAUCUGGAUCGACAACGACAUCGCAGCGAAUCACCUGCAUAUCGACAGCGUUAUAUAUCUACUGGAUACACUAAAACUACUACGGUAUCACCUGCCGAUUACGGUGAACAUCCGGAUCCGAAUCGUCUACCCGGUGAAGGACCAACUCGAGCGAAUUCGCGCGAGAUUUUCCGCCUCUAUCAAACCCGUGACGUCAUGCAGAAUGUGGUGGCGCAAUUUGACGCGCUUGGCUACGGAUUUGGAGAUAGUUUGGUCUUGUCGCCAUUAGCAGAAUCUGAGGACUCAGUGAUCUCUGAACUGUCGUCUCGAGCUGAUCGCACCCGUUCGGAUAUACUGGAAACCAAGAAUCCACAAGAAACAGAGGAAGCUAAACUUCGCCCACUACACAGAACCACUAGGGCAACUUCAUCCGAUGAUCUUUACGAGGAGUUGGACCACAUUUACGAGGAACUCGACAAUUAUCGAUCGAAAUCGAUAGUUACUCCGGAAAUAAGUGAUAGUUCAAGUACGUUGAAGGAAGAAGACUCUAGUGAAUCAGAAGAAUGUUCUGGAUACGCUCCUGUCGCGGACAUUAUCGAAGAACUGAAAACACCGGAAGUUGAACGGGUUCAAACCCAGCAGCACCUGGAACAACAAGAAAUGACGUUAUCGGAGUAUCGACCGAUCUGUCGCGUUCGCAAAGCACAUCCGGAUGGUCUCAUGUUUCCUCGAAUAACUGCCACCGUUCCCACAUUACCUGAGCUCCCAGAAGAGCACGAGAUAUCGACGCUACCUGCCGAAGGUGAUCACAGCGGUGCUGAAGCGGCAUCCGUGAUACCGUACGUGGACGAGUCGCCGCGGUUCUCCGCGCAGCUGAUCAUGCCAUCGGAUUUGACGUCAACCGAGGAACAGUCGAAAAGAGCGGUGCUCAGAUCACAAGCACAAGUUGUGGCUGAUCAACAUAAAUUGGUCAUACGUGGAUGGGAGUCAUUAUUUUCUGACUCGGAGGAAAGUUGCUAG
Necator americanus (New World hookworm) is the source of this 2442-nucleotide messenger RNA. RefSeq lists its product as uncharacterized. The record is from RefSeq and is a predicted model, not a curated record. NCBI's taxonomy places the organism in Eukaryota, Metazoa, Nematoda, Chromadorea, Rhabditida, Ancylostomatidae. The transcript has 11 exons. The coding region runs from base 1 to 2442 and encodes 813 amino acids.